AUGGCCGAUCCACUGCCACCACCACCGCCGGCGACCCACACUGUCCAUCUGCCACCUGAGCAAAUCCCCCGCUACCCACCGGAAAUCGCCAAGAGGAUGGCGGCCCUCACCCGCAUACAAGAACAAGCCACCACAAUGACGCCGGAGACCCUCUCCCGCCGCCGCCGCCGGAGCUUCUGCUGCCUCCUCGCUCUCAGCCUCGUCUCUCUCGCCGCCGUCCUCUCCGCCUCCACCGCCGCCGCAAUGUACCUCGCCUUCGAUUUCAAGUCGCCGGAGUACACCGUGCUUGCACUCGCGAUCCGCGGCCUGAAUAACCUGACGUCAACCUCCGAGCCCAUCUCGCCGGAAAUCACCGUCAGCAUCCGCGCGGAGAACCCCAACGGCAGGGUCGGAAUAUACUAUCUCGACGACGGGGCCGCCGGAGUCUCGUGCGGAGGGGUCGAGCUGAGCGGCGGCAGAAUGGCGGCGUUCUACCAGCCGAGGAGGAGCGUGGCGGUGGUGCGGGUGACGCUGGCGGGUUCCGGCGUGGAAUUGGGCGGCGGUAACGCGGCCUUUUUGGCGGCGUUGAGAAGCGCGGAGCGGAGGCAGAGGGUGCCGUUGGUGGUGAAGGUUGAGGAGGGGGUUGUGUUUGAAGUGGGGUCCGCGAAGACGUGGAAGAUGGUGAUCAAAUUGAGAUGCCACGUGGUUGUUGAUGCUUUGACUGAAAAGGCGGAGAUAGUUGAUAAAAAGUGUGGUCAUGCUGUCAGAUUGUGGUAA
Molecule: messenger RNA, 756 nt
Organism: Striga asiatica
Lineage: Eukaryota; Viridiplantae; Streptophyta; Magnoliopsida; Lamiales; Orobanchaceae
Source: the annotation of a GenBank genome assembly